UGGCUGACUGACUCUGCUGGGUGGGGGGAGAGAGAGAAACCUCACAUAGGGACAAGGCUCCAUGACCGGUGCCCUGGGCAGCCUGGGAGAGGUCCAGACUCUGGCUGGAGGUCACAUGAAGCAGAUGUGAGGAGAACUGAGGCUCUCAGGGGUCUUGGAUAGCAGAGGACUCGCCCAUAGGACAGAGAUUUGUGUGGGAAAUACAAAGCUGAGGAUGGAGCGGAGACGCAGGGUCUGCACCCAGAAGGUACUUCGGUCUGCCGAGGGCAGGAAUGACCAUGACUGCCAACAAAACCGCUGCCAUCUCUCACACCGCCGGCGGUUGUAGGUUACCAAGGGACGCUUUGGAACGGUCUCAGUCGGUGUCUCCUCCACCUGUAUUGUCUCCAGUCAGGACCCCAUCCUAUCCCCUCAGUGACAGCGAAGAGUUCUGCCUAUCCAGCAGCAUACCCAACACGAAACUGGUCAUAAAGGACUGGACCCUGAGAGGUUCUAAUGUAAGGGACCCCCGCUUACGGUUCCCGGGCACCGAUUCCUCAAACCACCUGUCAAAGUCGAUCAGCGUUGCUUGCUUGGAUAAAAGACUUUCUGUAUUUAAAGGCCCCAGCCAGAAAGAGAAUGUGCUGGAGACAAAGGACAACGAUGUGAUAGGCAACUGCCAGCUGAAUCGGAGUACUCUUUCCUUAGGGUCUGCGGCCAAUCAGCGCAACCGGCCCCACAACAGAACCUCGGUGCGCUCACAAGUGCUAGACAUCAGGCGGAAGAUCUCAGAAUGGGAAUGCAGGCGAGAUCCUUCACCCCGGCUCAGCCUCUUUGUGGACAAAGGAGACCCGGGUGACAGGUCCACCAGUGAAGGAUGUCCCAGCAUGUUGGCCUCGCCAUGCAGUGAAAAAACUUUUGAUUUUAAAGGAUACCGGAGAAUGAGCAGAACAUUUUCCGAGUGCUCUUACCCAGAAACCGAGGAGGAGGAGACUUCGGAACGCGACUCUCUUCAUAGGUUUGAAAGAAGAUCCAGCAGAACGGAGCCGGCCAAUGCCUUCGCCAGAGGACAUUCCAGGAAAGAGUCUUCAGCGGUGCUGAACAGGAUCCAGAAAAUCGAGCAGGCACUAAAGGAGAACCCUGGUAUGGGCCUUCCUCAGCUGCCGAGCAGUUGUUUCAGCGUUGACCUAGGGAGGAAACGCUCCAUAACUUCAGGUACUCCAGAGAGUCCUAUUGACAAGUCUGGGAAUGUAAAUAUUGUAAAUGAACUGGAACAUUUUAAUGAGAAAAGCACAAAAACUAUACAGGGAACUACUACAAAUUCCAGCGGCCCCAGCGCGGUCACAGAGAGCCCUGGAGCUGAAGUCAAUCCAGUCCCCAAACCAAAGCGGACAUUUGAGUAUGAAGCGGACAGAAGCCACAAGAACAACCCUAAUAAUGGUAUACCUUCUACCCCAUCACCUGUAUCCCCACCUCCUCUCCCUUCCACACCUGCCCCCCCUGUCACCAGGAGGCCGAAGAAAGAGCAUCGCAAAUCCCAGAGCAGAAAGUCUCUGGAGUUUGAGGAUGCCUCCAGUGUCCAGUCCUUAGGCUCACCCUCACCAGUAGAGAAUGGUACUGAGAAAAAGCACCGCUCCAGUUCUAAAAGCACUUUAGAGGAGAACGCCUAUGAAGACAUUGUGGGCGAAUCCGCCAAAGAAAACCCCUACGAAGAUGUGGACCUGAAAGCUCGAAACUUGGGCCGCAAGUCCCAGCUGACACCGGACAGUUCGACGGAACCGUCAAACAGGAUGUGGAGGACUCCAGACAGGAAGUACACAACUCCAACCCAGGUAACGUCCAAGAGUGGUAGCCAUUCGCUGCGCGUCGGGAAUUCCUCUGAGAGGAAAGGUCACCGUGUAACUCGCCUGCCCAAACGGCACAGCCAUGAUGACAUGCUGCUACUGGCCCAGCUGACAAUCCCACCGUCUCCCUCCAGCCUGAAUGAGGAUAGCCUGAGCACCACCAGCGGCCUCCUGUCCUCACGUAGGGCCCGCAGGAUCCCCAAGCUCGUGCAAAGGAUUAACGCUAUCUAUAGUGCAAAGCGAGGAAAGAAGAGGUUGAAAAAACUUUCUAUGUCCAACAUUGAGACCGCAUCACAAAGAGAUGACAACAGCGAGAGCGAAAGCGACUCGGACGACAGGUUCAAAGCACACACCCAGCGUUUGGUACAUAUCCAGUCCAUGCUGAACAGAGCCCCCAGUUACCGAACGCUGGAACUGGAGCUGAUCGAGUGGCAGGAGCGCGAGCUGUUCGAGUAUUUUGUAGUGGUUUCCAUGAAGAAAAAGCCGUCCAAAAACACAUACAUCCCGGAGGUGACAUAUCAGUUCCCCAAGCUAGAGAGACCCACAAAGCAGAUGCGGGAGGCAGAGGAACGUCUGAAAGCUAUUCCCCAGUUCUGUUUCCCUGAUGCCCGAGACUGGAUGCCAGUGUCUGAGUAUCACAGUGAGACUUUCUCCUUCAUGCUGACAGGGGAAGAUGGCAGCAGAAGGUUUGGAUAUUGCCGGCGAUUAUUGCCCAGUGGGAAAGGUCCUCGGCUGCCGGAGGUUUACUGUGUGAUCAGCCGGCUGGGAUGCUUCGAUCUCUUCUCCAAGAUCCUGGAUGAAGUGGAGAGGAGGAGGGGGAUAUCUGCCGCACUGGUAUACCCAUUUAUGAGGAGUUUGAUGGAGUCUCCCUUUCCGGCUCCUGGAAAAACAAUCCGAGUGAAGACGUUUCUCCCCGGUGCUGGGAAUGAGGUGAUUGAGCUGCGGAGACCAAUGGAUUCUCGCUUGGAACAUGUAGACUUUGAAUGUUUGUUCAGAUGCCUCAGCGUCCGACUCAUCAUCCGGAUAUUCGCCUCGCUGCUACUGGAGAGACGAGUUAUAUUUGUGGCAGAGAAGUUGAGUACCCUGUCCAGCUGUUCUCACGCCGUCGUGGCUCUUCUCUACCCGUUCUCCUGGCAACACACCUUCAUACCCGUCCUCCCAUCCGCAAUGAUUGACAUUGUGUGUUGCCCCACGCCCUUCUUGGUGGGCCUGCUUUCCAGCUCUUUGCCAAAACUGAAAGAACUACCGGUGGAGGAGGCUUUGAUGGUGGACCUCGGGUCAGACCGGUUUAUAAGACAGAUGGAUGACGAAGACACCCUGUUACCCCGGAAGCUGCAGGCAGCUCUGGAGCAGGCGCUGGAGAGGAAGGGGGAGCUGAUUGGUCAGGACUCGGACAGCGACACCGACGAAGAGUGUAACACAUUGAACGGCUUGGUGUCAGAGGUCUUCAUUCGCUUCUUCGUAGAGACCAUCGGUCACUAUUCCCUGUUCCUGGCGCAGAAUGACCGCGCAGAGAGAGUAUUUCAGAGAGAAGCCUUCCGCAAGUCUGUGGCCUCUAAGAGCAUCCGCCGCUUCCUGGAGGUCUUCAUGGAAUCUCAGAUGUUUGCCGGAUUCAUCCAGGACAGAGAGCUCCGGAAAUGCCGAGCAAAGGGUCUUUUUGAGCAGAGGGUUGAACAAUAUCUAGAGGAGCUUCCAGAUCAUGAACAGAGCGGGGUGAACAAAUUCUGGAGAGGUCUCGGAAACAAGAUGAAAUUCCUCCACAAGAAGAACUGACCUCCUGCAUCCAGGGACCGUACAUGCGGCUGCGUCCAGCGUCUGCACUGCCUCCUCAGAGGACGUCGUCAGACCGGUCUCCAGGACAGAAGCGUACUCAGCCACACGGGAAACCCAAGUACUUAAAACACAAAGACGCUGAUGGACAUAGAUCCGCUCUGCGGAGCCGUCGCCCCCGGGGAUCACCACUUAUAUAUUUGUACAUAUUGUGCUGUAAGCUUUUUUUUUUUUUUUAACGUCAUUUUUUUAAUGAAGCGAUGAAGAGUGUGGUAAAUAUGUUUAUAUGACGAGAGCAACAGGUGUGUGUCAUGUGAAUUUACGCUGGUCAGAUUAUGUUAGUACUGUACAAAUGGCGGACAGCGCACGUUCCAUCUGAGUCUUAGCGUCACCGUCCUGGCUCCGGUAUAUCAGUCGCUGUUUUGUGGUCUGUAAACUGUUCUGCACUAUGACUGCGCCAGCGAAGAAUUACUGAUGGUACCGUGCCCUCCGUGCAGCUGAGAUAGGUACAGACCCUCCGAGUGUGUGUGUGCGUGUGUCAAUAAAUGCUGUCAAUUAA
Molecule: messenger RNA, 4152 nt
Organism: Pseudophryne corroboree (corroboree frog)
Lineage: Eukaryota; Metazoa; Chordata; Amphibia; Anura; Myobatrachidae
Gene: DENND2B
Product: DENN domain containing 2B
Exons: 20
Coding region: 273-3596 (1107 amino acids)
Biological process (GO): positive regulation of ERK1 and ERK2 cascade
Source: RefSeq, a predicted model, not a curated record